Messenger RNA from Cornus florida, 3499 nucleotides. Its product is annotated as pathogenesis-related genes transcriptional activator PTI6-like. Gene Ontology annotation, biological process: regulation of DNA-templated transcription. The transcript is spliced from 2 exons. NCBI's taxonomy places the organism in Eukaryota, Viridiplantae, Streptophyta, Magnoliopsida, Cornales, Cornaceae. The record is from RefSeq and is a predicted model, not a curated record. Gene Ontology annotation, molecular function: DNA-binding transcription factor activity; DNA binding. The coding region runs from base 2324 to 3208 and encodes 294 amino acids.
GUAGCCACUAAAUCUAAUGUUGCUCCCAUCUCUGGCUACAUUUUUUUAUUUUUAUUUUUAUUUUUUACAUUAUUAUUUAUUUUUGCUGCAUAGGCUGAUCUAGAGUAAUAGAAUUGAUGCGCACUCUCUUUAGGUGCUUACAUCCGUAAUAGAAUCCUCUUUAUUUCAUUCUCUAUUGUGGCCAAUAAUUGUGGAUAUCUAGAAUCCUGUAAGCUGUAACCACUAAGUCGAGGUAAACCAAUGCCAAAUCUGUGCCACCAACAAACGAGCAAUAUGUAAAAAUUGAAAGGACUAAAAUGCCCUUACACUAAAUUUCACACUCCACCCUUCUCUCCGCUACAAACCCUGAUAAUUAUCUUAGUCGGUUCAUGAACAAAUGAGACUAAUAGCAGUUGAUUUGGAAGUCUAAUUAUGCUUUGUUUUUAGCCAUAUAUAUUAAAGGAAAUAGAAGAUCAAAAAUGAGUUUCAGAUCUUCCAAUUCAAAGAAGAAUAUAAGAGCUGGUGAGGCAGUUAGUGAAUUGGGAGCUUUAGUGUUGACGCUUCAGAGCCGAGUAGAGGACUGAUUCAAUGCCCCCGGGCCUCUGUUUGCUUUUAGUUGGAUUUGCCAAUAUAGAUUGGCUUCGUCUUCGGAAGGGCUUAAACUGAAAAAUUCUUACCCGGCAGUAAUGAAGAAGAAAAGGAAAUUAGAAAAUUAAAAAAAGAUAGUAUAUAUAUAUAUAUAUAUAUAUAUAUAUAAUUUUAAAAAAUAAUUUUAAAUUGGUGGGUGUACACGAUGAUGAUGAUAUAUAUAGUUUUAAAAAAUAAUUUUAAAUUGGUGGAUGUACAUGAUGAUGAUGAUAUAUAUAUAUAAAGAAUAAUUAUAAGUUUAUAUAAUAAAAGUCAAAGGGUAUUGAAGUCAUUUUAACACUUUUUAAAGUUAUUUCCUCUGUCCAUUGGCAUUAUUCGUUGUUCACCUUUGUUUUAUAACUUUUUAAGGAGACAUGCAAUUAAUGCAUUGUCUCAAUUUCAAAUUACUAAGUUGUCUUUCAAAUUUUAAACAGUUGUAAGAUUUUUGAAAGGUUAGAAGGGUAAUUAUGAAAAGAUAAUAUUUAUUUUAUUUGACUUUUCAAAAUGGACAUUUAAUUUGGGACACUCUAAAAGGAGAAAAUGGAUUACUAAUAAGGGAUAGAGAGAGUAACAUAUAGUUAGAAGAGUUGUAAUGUCAUUUUACAUACAAAAAAAGUAUCUGACACUUUUGAAAAGUAAUUUUUGGGGUGUAAGUGAAAAACGAAAGAAAUAUUUGUAAUGUAAGUGAUAAUUAUUUUCGAAAGAUGUUUCAAUGUAAAAUUUAGUCAAACUUAAGAAAGUACCAGUGAAAUUAACCUUUUUUUUUUUUAAUAAAAAAUUAUGCUUUUUGAUCAUGCAAACUGAUUGCAUUAUUUGAUUUCCUGUUUGAUUUUUUGAUGAGAGAAGCAAAAUCUGCCUAAUCAAUGUUAUACCGUGCGUCUUUAUAUAUAUACAGUAUAUAUAUAUAUAUAUACUGUAUAUAUUAUUGUACUAAACUGUUUACAGGCCUGAAUCAAUUUGAGUAAUGAGUUAUCAUCAAGGAGCGCUCAGGCUAAGUAAGGGAAAAUACAAUUGGAGAGGAUGGGUUUGAAAUUUUGAAUCAAGGACACGUGGUGUAUUUUAACUGGUGAAUCUUGUAUGUUCAUUAAUAUUUGGUAUUUGGAGGGCAGUCUUCUUUUCUCCAAUAUUUUACUUUAGUCAAUAAAUAAAUAAAUGUAAGAACGGACCUGACGUAAAAGGAGCGUUUGACACGUCAAGACAACAGCUGUAGGCCAACCCUGUUUUCUACUGUGGACAAAGACCAAAUCCGCGACUGAUUUUUACAAGAGACACAGAGGACUGUACUCUUCUCACUUCUCCAUCUCUUCCCCUUCUUUUCCUAGUAAAUUUUCAAUCAAAACCAACCACCAACUCAUAGACUUCUUCAUUAUUGGUCUCCUCCUGCACACAUAUACUAUAUAUCCAUCCAUAUAUAUAUAUUCCAGUAGCUGCAAUGGGCUUGGCGCCAAAACAUUGACAAGAAAGCUUUUUUUUUCGUUUUUUUGUUCUUCAGCAGAUAUAUUUUCCUUGAUAGGUUGGCACAGCUUACCAUUGACGAAGCUGUGUCAGACUCUUCCUUGUUCUGCAUAUAUGCUCUGUCUCUUCUGUCCAUUACUUUGUCUCUAUUUCUACUCUGCUUCCCAGAACAGAUAUCAACUCUCCCAAAUUUCACUUUUAUACACCCUACUAACCGGUCAAAUUCAAUACUCUCAACUCCGACUCGUCCGUACGUCCGGCUAUGAAAAUAUCCGAACAUGUUGUCACAACAAGUAUCCACCAACAGAGUUUUGUAACCUCCGGCGAGUUUCCGACAAGGUUCCGGCGAAAAGUUGUGAGGAUCAUGCUCACCGACGCUGACGCCACUGACUCUGAAGGCGAGGACGAGGUUGUACGGAGAGUGAAGAGACAUGUCAACCAGAUCAACUUUAAACCACCAAAAAGGCCGCGAAAGUGUCAGCCAACUAAGAAGCCAAGCUUGAGCUCGCCGGAAACCGAGCACGAUCACCGGAAAAAGAUCAUAGGCGUGCGUCAGAGGCCUAAGAAGCCAAGAUUGAGCUCGCCGGAAACUGAGCCCGCUUUCCGGAAAAAGUUGAUAGGCGUGCGUCAGAUGCCUAAGAAGCCAAGCUUGAGCUCGCCGGAAACUGAUCACGCAUUCCGGAAAAAGUUCAUAGGCGUGCGUCAGAGGCCGUGGGGUCGCUGGGUCGCGGAGAUCCGUGACGGUCGGAAAAGGCUGUGGCUGGGGACUUACAACGCGCCGGAGGAAGCCGCCAAAGCGUACGACAUAGCUACCGUUAGAUUGAAGGGUCCCGACGCCGUUACGAACUUCCCUAAAGUGGCUAUGACGGAAGCGGUCGUUGACGGUCAAAAGGAGGUUGAAGGCGCACGCAAAGCUGCUGCUGCUGCUGCUGCUGCUGCUGCGUCAUCGCCCACGUCAGUCCUCCGUCACGACGACUUGACGGCGUUGGACGGUGUCAGUUACGGAGGCGUGGAUUUCAUGGGUUUUGAAUCUUUUGAUAUGGACGUGCUGUUUAAUCUGCCGGAUAUCGUGACGUCGAACAAGUACUACCGCGAGGAAGAUUUCGGCGAGUUUAACAUCGACGAUUUCGUCGUGGAAGUGAGAUAAGUUAUCGAGUGUAACGCCACCCUUUUACGGCCUCCCCAUUCCAAAACUCUUCUUGUCAUUCCAAGGCAAUGCCCAAGACGGUCAUUUUAGCAAAUCCAUUAGUAUAUAAUAAUCAAGUCUAGGAUUAUGUGAUUAUAACUAUGAGUUGGUAUUGUGCACCGUGUAAUGUUGGAUGAUCAUGAGUUUAAUAGCUAAAAAUGUCUAUUACACAAAUUUUGAAUCGUUAAAUGUAAUUGUGUUGAACACAAUUGUAAUUGCUCUAUUAUGAUAUGAACAUAAAAUUAUUUGGCA